Molecule: messenger RNA, 444 nt
Organism: Linum tenue
Lineage: Eukaryota; Viridiplantae; Streptophyta; Magnoliopsida; Malpighiales; Linaceae
Source: the annotation of a GenBank genome assembly
AUGAACAGCAGCAGUAGUAGUAGUACGUUUUGCGCAGUUCCUCCAGGGUUCCGGUUCCAUCCCACCGACGAAGAGCUGGUGGACUAUUACCUCAGGAAGAAAGUCAACUGCCGGAGGAUCGACCUUGACGUCAUCAGAGACGUCGAUCUUUACAAGAUCGAGCCUUGGGACCUUCAAGGGAGUGAGGAGCAGAGCGAGUGGUAUUUCUUCAGCCACAAGGACAAGAAGUAUCCGACGGGGACGAGGACCAACAGGGCGACGACGGCAGGGUUCUGGAAGGCGACGGGGAGGGACAAGGCGAUUUACACGAAGAACGAGCUGAUCGGGAUGCGGAAGACCCUUGUUUUUUACAAGGGUCGUGCUCCGAAUGGACAGAAGUCGGACUGGAUCAUGCACGAGUACCGACUCGAGACUGACGAGAAUCCCGCUCUCCAGGCAAAGUAG